AUGACCAGUAUAGAGGAGUAUAGUAUAUUCGGCCUGAAAAGAAUGCUGGACGAGGACAUGGACCGCAUGGCAGGAAGGAAAGAGAGCAAGAGCCGACUGGUGAGGGCGUUGGGCAUGAAGGUGGCCAGCGGACUAAGCCUGACUCCAUCGCUGAGCUCGGUGAAGUCGCAGGUUAGGUCGCCCAGAAGUCCGGCGAGCUCGCUGUGGUCGGGCUCGUCGUUCGAGGCAGAGCUGGGCUCGUACGACGGCUACAGCAGCGGGGGCAGCUUGUGUGGAAGCAGACAGAGCUCGAUGGGAUCGCACCUGCGGUCGUUCAGGAUGUCUGGGAGCUCGCUCACCGAUGAGAUCGAGGACGAAUGGGCAGAGCCUGCAAGCAGCAUGCUGUGCGGGCCGUCCAAAACGGGGCCUGGUGCGCACGGUGCUGCCGUCGCACAGCCCGUGGAGCACCAUCCGUUGUGCGACCAACAACCAGCCGGCACCCGCAUGGCCCUGUCCACCGAGCCCACGCUGAGGCUGGUCAACAUGCAGGACCUGGACCUGGGGGACGAGUAUCUGGUGAGCGACGUAGUACAGUUUUACAGUCCAGUUUUUCAGCGUGCAAAAGCCAGCAGUCCCACAGUCACCACAACGCCUCCCCGGAGGGCUUCCGUGGAUCUCACAAUUGACCCUCAUUCAAACGUGGGCACCGCGGCCGCCGCCCCCGUCAAUAAUCGCAGAAGGUCGUCGCUCAUCAUCGAACCCGACGUUGUGGAAUUGGAAAACUGGCCCACUCAACACCCCGGCGAACUGUACCUCAGGCCGCCACCUUUACCUGCCCAGCAGGCCACAGCAUCAUCCGGAUUCGCAUCACCAAGCACCGCACUCUCGCCGGCUACGCCCACUCCCAACCGGCGUCUGCGACAACAGACAUUUAAUCCAAACUUCCUCAAGCUCUACGCGAUGGAGACGUCCUCAAAGGCCUCCGAUUUGAUACCAGACCUCAACGUUGACGAGCAAGUCCUGCGGCGACUAACCUUCCAGGACAUUUGGAACCUAGAUAUUCCUUUUUCCCCUCAAACGGCCAAUGUCAGUGUUCGCGACAUCAAGAUCGCACUUAUUACUCGCAAGAAACUGUGGUCUGAGAUGAUGUGUGAGCCACGUCUGGACCUCCACGGUGACCGUGCCCCAUGGAACCUAAAAUUCGAGGUUGAACAAUCAACUUCAAAAGGGCAGUCCGCUGCCUCAACGACCCGCUCUCUGGUUCGGGUAAACUCAGAAUUGAAACCCUGGAUGAGCGUUACUUCAGAACGGAUGUUGAGGCCCGUGGGGAAACUCCAGCUGACUCGCGCCAGGCCCGGAAAGGAGACCCGAGAAAUACAGUACGUGGUCAAAGGUUGGUGUGAUUCCAGAUUUACAGGGCAAUAA
Messenger RNA from Lachancea dasiensis, 1404 nucleotides. Lineage: Eukaryota; Fungi; Ascomycota; Saccharomycetes; Saccharomycetales; Saccharomycetaceae. The record is from the annotation of a GenBank genome assembly.